Lytechinus pictus (painted urchin) is the source of this 5273-nucleotide messenger RNA. RefSeq lists its product as uncharacterized. Gene Ontology annotation, molecular function: metalloendopeptidase activity; calcium ion binding. NCBI's taxonomy places the organism in Eukaryota, Metazoa, Echinodermata, Echinoidea, Temnopleuroida, Toxopneustidae. Bases 223 to 3246 code for a protein of 1007 amino acids. The transcript is spliced from 21 exons. Gene Ontology annotation, cellular component: cytoplasm; membrane. Gene Ontology annotation, biological process: cell adhesion; proteolysis. The record is from RefSeq and is a predicted model, not a curated record.
UCUCAACGCAUGGCGUGCACUCAUGCGUAUCAUCAUGGCCAUUAUGAGACAGACCAGACACGAUAACACUUCCCUGAACUGAUCAUUCUUCGAGAAGUGUGCCAGAUAAAGCGAUCGUCUCGAAGUGAUAAGAUCACAUUCCUAUUUGUAGUAAAUAGUGACUUUUCAAUAAAUCUAUAAAAAAAUACUUCAUCUUAAUUAUUUUUUUUUUGCGAAUCCGAGAUGAGGAAAAGGAAUUUGAUGUUCACGAUGUCAUCAAGCUAUAUUUCAAGUAAUUCAAGGUGUGUAAUUCUUAUGUAUUUCCUCGUUGACUUGACCUGCCCAGUACUUAGCCAGGAAUGCCAUCAUCUUCCUGUUAAGCUGACAUCAAAUGACCGAAUACAUGUCGAAAGGCCGAACACGCAGUCUCGAAUACUCAGUCCAGAUAAAAGAAUGAAAAUUCAUGUCGAGUAUCAUCAGUCGCUUCUGGAACACCCAAAGGCACAAGAUGUUCAGAAUACUGUUGCUGAAGUUGUUGACCGGAUGUCACGAACACUUUCGGUGAAACAGGAACCUGGAUAUUUUCAAUUUAAAACGUAUUGCGAUAGUCCUCGGCAUCAAAUUAACAUCAACGGACAACAAUAUUGCACUGUCGGGUCGUGUUCCUAUUCUUACUGUGGUGGGAUAAUGGCGCCGGCAACUUUAUCAGAGCCAUGCCUUGACUGUGACGAUCGUGGUGAGAACUGCAAAAGGAGUGGAGGCCCGUCACCGGACAGAGGAGCAGUUCAUUAUGAUUUAUUGGUUUCGUCUGUUAAUACAUCGUGUAGAGAGAAUUUCAUCGGUUAUUCAUACGCAUGCCGUAUUGAUGACACAACAGACAGGCCUGUUGCAGGUGUCAUCAAUUUCUGUCCGAUCGGGUUAGCGCUGGAUAGGACCCAAAUGAUGGAUACGAUUCAACAUGAGAUGUUUCACGUCCUGGGAUUUUCUUCAUCAAUGUAUGGCCUCUAUCGAGAUGCCAGAGGAAAACCUUUGACACCAAGAGAAUCAAAUGGGCUACCGGCACUUAAUCAAAAAACUAUUGAAUUCGAAUGGAGUGAUCAAGUGAUUCGCAAUUUCACAUUGGAUUGGGACUAUGCUGGCGGGACAAUGCAACGGUCUGUCCAGGCAUUCGUCUUGCCCAACGUUCUGCGGGAAGCCAGAGCCCACUUCGGGUGUCCUAGUCUGAUGGGCGUGGAGUUGGAAGAUGGGGGAGGAUUCGGCACAGCUAUGUCACACUUUGAGAAAAGAAUUCUAGCGACUGAAUCAAUGAAUGGAAUGUUAACUGCAGUUCGCGUGUUUUCUCGUAUCACCCUUGCUGUGAUGGAAGAUACAGGAUGGUACAUACCUGACUACAGCAUGGCUGAUAAACUCAACUGGGGCAAAGAUCUCGGAUGCGAUUUCCUUCUGAAGAGCUGCAAGAACUGGAUCGAUACGAGAAUCGAUAGUGGUCUUUCUCCUGCCCCAUGGUGCAGCCGUCGUAAUGAUAGUAGUUGCCACGCCGAAGGGACGGAUGCUGCCGUUUGCAAGAUACGCACUUAUAACUCGCCUAUCCCAUCAAUCUAUCAGAUGUUUACCGAAGUCGAUGGAUUCGAACCAGCCGAUCUUACAAGAAUUGGGGGCAACCGUUUAUCCGAUUACUGCCCAUAUUAUGAGGUCGACAUGGAUUCUCCGCAUAACCUAUCAGCAACCGACUUUCACUGCACAAAUACGGAAAUUAUCGAUGAUUGCAGACAUAGUAAAUGUACAAACGGUGGAGUAUGUCGUGACAUCAUGAAUGGUUAUUACUGCGAUUGCCCAAAUGGAUAUUCAGGGGUUUUCUGUGACUAUGUGAAUGGAGACUGUGCCACGAAUUCAGACUGUCAAAUGAACGAGGUUUGUUCCUCCAACCAUGGUUGCGAGUGCGUCCGAAACAGAAUACGCGACGAUAAUGGACAUUGCAUCGGUGUAACAGAUGUACAAGAAUACACAAUAACUGUGAGGAUAACGGAAGUAAACGGAGUCCCAGCUGUGUACCAGCCAUCGCUGACGGGCAAAUCUGGAGAAGGAUUUAGAAAUGACAUAGAAUAUGAGAUUCGCCAGAUGACAUGGAACGAUUCAGCCAUUCGCAGUGCCUUAUUGAACGUCGUAACCAGGAGGGUUUACAGAGGGAGCAUCAUGGUGGACCUGUCGGUCAUCCUACAGAAGAACGCCUCUACACCCAUCUCACUGGCCAAUCUUGCAGGUGUUGCUUCCAUGCAGAAUAGCAUCUUGCGGAAGAGUGGCACUGCAUACACGGUGGUGCCAAGUGAAACAGUCGUCCGAGAUACCAACGAAUGUGAAGAUGGAGCGGGAAACGACUGUUCUCACUACGCCGAGUGUAUCAAUACAGAAGGAAGCUACGAAUGCUCUUGUCUUCCGGGGUUUACUGAAGGAACAGGGGUACUUUUAGGACGAGAAUGCAUAGACAUAGAUGAGUGUCAGUCUAGUUUGGACAAUUACUGUUCGCUUGACGCCCAGUGUAUAAAUAUGAUGGGGUCAUACAACUGUAGCUGUCGUGAGGGCUAUGAAGACGAUUCACCUAGCGAUGACGGGCCCGGUCGAGUGUGCCACAAACAGGCCAUCCCAAGUCCGUCGUCGCCCCCUGGACUUUCACCAGUGAUCAUCAUCUCUGUGUCUGUUGGUCUUGGAAUUUUCUUUUUGAUCGCCAUCCUCCUCGCAUACAUAUCGUGUUUAGUUCGGCGAAAACGGGCAGGACCGCUAUACAACGAUCCCCCAAAUCCCCGAUCUUUAAAUCGACUUCCUCGUAAAGACACGAACACUGAUGCUAAGAACGUCAAAGCACUCCAUGGUGACGUCAGUAGAAACCCAAUUCACGAUACGCCCCUCCCAUUUCACCAUCAUAAGGCUCCCCACGUACGUCGUACACCAGACAGGCACCUCCCACAUAAUAAUUUUGAGUUGCCCCACUCACAUCGCAAACAGGACAGGUCCCACUCACAUAAAGAUCAUGUUUGGUCCCACCCACAUCAUAAUCUUGAGACGAACCACCAACUUCUAUUUUCUGCUAGGUCCAUAGGAAGCAGUUUAAACUCGAGUUACAGUAAGGCUUAUACAGAAUCCACGCAUCUUUCAACGGAACCUGGCUUAUGUGAGCUUGCAAAGGAUUUACAUUCGACGGAAGCUUGUACACCACACAAAGUAAGAUAUGCACCCAGAAAUCGUCCAAUAUCUCUCGAUAACCACAUUUGAUGACAACUUGACUCUGGCGACACACCGCUUGUCUCCAGAGUUUGUUUUGUAUUGGAGUGUUGGUGUUAGAGGACGGAGAGAUCCUGCAUCAAGGGGAAGGGGUCGGAAGAGUUUAUUUCUAAACUUUGCAAUAAUUUGCAAAAACGGAAACUGUUAUAUCAAGGCAUUUCUAAAAACAUCAUGAAUAUUUUGUAGCAAACGUAGAAAAUAAAUAAUGAUAUAAAUUAGAACGAAAUCUUAUUUUGAACAUUGCCAUCGACUCGGACCAAUUUUUUCAUUUUUUUUUCAGACCAAAAAAUAAACGCCUUUUAAAAUUCAACAAAGAAUGCUGCACUGCUGCUGGUCAGAAUUUUAAUACGUAUUCAAAUUUAAUUUCUGUAUGGUAUAAAUUUUUAGUAGAACAUUAGAUGUUUCACUAAACCAAAUAAUCAGCCACUAGGCUACAUUACAAAGAGUUCAGUGCGAUUUUUGCAACCACUAGGCUACAUUACAAAGAGUUCAUUGCGAAUUUUGCAACCUCUUUCCUAGUUGGGAAUCAAUCGCAUUUAAAGGACAAGUCAACCCCAACAAAAUGUUGCUUUGAAUAAAAGGUUAAAUAUCCACCAAGCAUAACACUGAAAAUUUCAUCGAAAUCGGAUAUGAAAUAAUAAUUAUAAAUGUUAACUAUUGAUCAAGCGAAAUGAUAAUUUCGCUUAAUUUCACAAAACAGUUAUAUGCACAUUCUGGUCAGUAUGCAAAUGAGCAGACCAAUGACGUUAUCCACCAUUUCUUUUGUAUUUUAUCAUAUGAAAUAUUAAAAGUUCGAAUUUUCUCCUCAUUGUCAUCUGACACAAAAUUGUAUUCCUUCCUGAACAUGUGGAAUUACCAUUAUUUUAACAGUUUAUGGUUAAGUCAGGUUGGUCCUUGUUGUCAAAUGUAUAAAAAUUGAAAUAUUGUAUAAUUCAAACAAUAAAAAAUAAAAGAAAUAGUGAGGGACAUGAUCGACCAUCUAAUUUGCAUAUCACUGUAUUGUGCAUAUAACUGUUUUGUGAAAAAUAAAUUAAACUUUAAAACGUCAGAACUUUGUGAUUUUACAUCCGAUUUCGAUGAACUAUGAAUGAAUAAAUAACUAUUUUUACAGUUAAAGAACCGUAUUGGCACAAGAAGAGUACGGAUUAUGUUUAGUGAACCACAUUCGUCAUGUUGUGCUAGAGUGAAAAAUAAAGGCUAAAACACAAUGCGAUUGAUUUCUAUUAAGGUCAUAGAAAUCAUGGAUAAUCACUUGGCCCCAUGCAAUAUUGCUAAUGUUUAGCACUUGCGUGCAGUAGAAAAAUGAGCAUGCCAAGGAUUUGACAUUUAACCUGUCCAAUUUGGAACUAAUCAGGUAUGAGUACAUAUGAAUACAGAAACGUUCGAUAUAUUGUUUAGCGGAUAGCGUAAAUAAUGUAGAGAAAUUUCCGAUGUGAUGAUAUAUCAAUUGAUGAGUUGACAUUGCAAUCAUCUAAAUUUACAAAUUGUUUGACUAUGAAUAGAGAUGAUACAGAUAACGACUGAUAGAUAGAUAAAUAGAUAGAUAGACAGAUAGACAUGUAUUCAAUACAUACCAAUAUAUUCUAUAUAUUAAUAAUGAUAAUAUAUCCAAUUAAAUAGCGCAGUAAUUACAUGGAUAAUUAUAUCCCUAUUGUGCUUGAUUCUUGAUAUCAUGGGAACAAAUUUUAAUUGUAUGAAAAAUGACAACAACAAUUUGACAACUAUCCUUACUAUUGAUUCGCCUAGAAGCACAAUUACUGGAGUAAAUGUCGGAUGAAACGUUGGUAUGAACCCAUUAUGAAACGCACCUCUUUAUAUUUUCCAUUUUAUUUGCUUCUUAAGUAUAUGGUUCAUGUGACAACAGCUCUAUUCUCCCUGAUGGAAAGACAAAGACAAUCCGUAGAGUAGAAUAAUCAAGACUAAAAUAUAAAAUAUGUACACUUUUGAUUUUCGAUGCAAUACAGUGUAUGCGGUAAAUUAAUAGUAUGUUAAAUAAAAACAUGCAUUCCAAAUCUCCA